GGACUGACUGUGGCUCACCUGUUCGCAGCCAUCGCCUUGAACAGCUGAAUCGCUGAACCGAGGAGUGAUGCGCUACGAUGAUGAUGGGAGAUGAGUCGUGUCGUUCGGAGGAUUGCGACUUGCUUCUGAGUGCAAUUUACAUGCAUUUCCAUAGCAUGCAGGAGCUGACACAGCUUCCAAGGCAACAGGGUAUCCUACAUUGGCUUAACGAUCCCCGCAGCCGAAGGGGAUACGCGAAAGCCGAUGGCUUCUAUACGGACCAUGAUCGGGAACGCAUGCCGACAAGUAUACCAGUUCCGCGGGUCGAGGGUCUUGCGGUCGAGGAGAUCGACGCCAAUCUCAUCUGCUGUGUAUGCCAAAAUCUGCUCAGAGAUCCCAUCGUCCUUAGCCCUUGCGCUCACGUCGUUGGCGGACCUUGUGUGCAAUAUUUGCACAAUAACGUAUGCCCGAGGUGCCAGGAAAAUAUCACCCUUGGGUCGGAACCCAUUCCCGCUCGGUAUGCUCAGGAACGCGUACUGGAGCUUCGCCUGAAUUGUCCGUUCGGCAUGUCGUACGACCUGGACACGAGAACGUACGUGUCGCUCCGAAUUGUCUUGGAGAGUAUUCAGGGGAUUGCGCCUGGACAAGGAGACGCGUUCGAGGGGCAACUGUUUUGCACAGAGAUCAUCCGAUACGAGGACUUGCAACUUCACAUACUGGAAUGCCCGUUUCGACCGGUCCGAUGUUCCGGAAACAGCUAUGGGUGCCCGGCCGUCAUUCCGCAGACAGGCUUGAUCCACGCUCUGCAUAUGCGGUCCAUUUGUCCUGCAAGGGAGGUUGACCCCUGCCCUCGAUGUGGCGCUUCGUUGCGCUUCACGGAAAUGGAAUCUCACAACAGAACCUCCUGCCUCGGUGAGAUCGUGCACUGUGACAACGAGAACAUCGGUUGCCCUGAGAUGGUCUCCAGAGGCGAUCUUAGGGCGCACAUGGAGCGCUGUCCGUACUCUAGCGAGCUGGUCCAACGGGACCUCAAGAGAUGUUACGGCCGGAUUGAAGAAUUGAAACGUGAAAAUGCAACCCUCAGGGAGACAAACAAUGCUCUCCGACGUGAGAACGCUGCGCUGAGGGAGGCAAACGGUGCUGCCGAACGUGAAGACAAAGAGCCGAGGAACGAGCGUGGUGCUGCUCGUCGACGUGCCGUGGCUGAGUACUAGGCUCCUCCUCUUCGGUCAGGGAACAUACGAGCAAACGAAAAAAACUCCAUUCACUGAAGAGGUUGAGUCUAUAGUUAGACCCCCUUUUUUCUCUUUCUGCCUAGUACCUUUUUGGCCAUCUUCUGAGGGAGUUGUGUCUGAGCAUCAUUUAGAAAACAUGCGAACCUGUCCGCACCGAGUUUAAUGCUUUUGGGCAUCCUGUUGAUGCCGUUUCGGCAGAUGAAAGUGGAUUUACGUAUGGAUGCUGUUCCGGAAAAGCUGUGACCAUCAUGAAUAAUAGGGUGUACACUAAACCACCACUACCUGCAGGCCUCCGAAUUUCAGGUAGUAGCCUACUACCUGAAGUGUCAGGAGGCUGCACUCGCCAUCGAUAAAAUCCGUUCGUGGCA
This is a messenger RNA of Chara braunii, 1582 nucleotides long. The record is from the annotation of a GenBank genome assembly. Lineage: Eukaryota; Viridiplantae; Streptophyta; Charophyceae; Charales; Characeae.